Fopius arisanus is the source of this 1519-nucleotide messenger RNA. RefSeq lists its product as uncharacterized. Gene Ontology annotation, molecular function: protein binding. Gene Ontology annotation, cellular component: actin cytoskeleton; cytoplasm. The record is from RefSeq and is a predicted model, not a curated record. The coding region runs from base 127 to 1284 and encodes 385 amino acids. The transcript has 5 exons. Gene Ontology annotation, biological process: actin filament polymerization. Lineage: Eukaryota; Metazoa; Arthropoda; Insecta; Hymenoptera; Braconidae.
GCCCCACUCCAGUGAUGCCAGAUGAUGUGGUGCCUUUAGUGUUAAGGUUACGUCAAAAUUACUCACUCGAUUGUGCACAAGUAACUCCUGGAGAUCAGAGGUGACCGGAGCUCAUCAGACCUGGGGAUGUGGUCGGACGGGCGAAUCGCGAGUUAUGCGAUAUGCCUCCUGGUGUUUCAGGUGCGAUUGUCCAACAGUCGCACGUCCUGGAGGCUGAGUGCUGAUGGUGUUGUUAAGGCAACACAAUUUUCAUCCACCGUCGAGGACGAUCUCAUCUUCGACAUCCUCGCAACAACAGUCAGCUCGAGCAAUGGACAGGGAUGGAGCAAAACAGCAGCUACCGAGAGUCGGGAGAAACUACAGGUUUACUGCAACGAGUACAGUAGCUUUGUCACUGGAAAUCCCGAUCGACACUUGAUGUCCUACGGAUUGACGGAGCCAUCCAACAUCACCGAGACAACAUCAUCGUCAACCAGUGGGACUGAGCAGAGUGUCUGCACCACUGGUCAGCAGUGCGAUGAUAUUGUCCUGGACUGUGGUAAACCGGUAAAUUACACGUACUACGAUAAUCUCGUGGGUAUUGCCAAUCGAAAUAAACACCCACUGGUACCAGAGCCCCACGUUGCCCUAAUGUUCAAGAAGGGGAGCACCAAGGUCGAGGAUGUGGACAUUGAUCUGCUGGAGAGACGUCUCAAGAAGGCCAAGAGAGAGAAACCAAAGUCGGUGCAAUUGUACAACCAGAUUGGCAAUUUUUGGCGGAUUAAAGGCAAUGCUGAGCGUUCUAUCGAGUGUUUCAGGCGAGCACUGGCAGUGUCUCCUCACAAUGCCGAAGUGUUACUCAAUCUGGCGAGGGUUUUAAUGGCACUACAGUACCUUGACGAUGCGACUUAUCUGGCGAGACGUUCCCUGGAGCUCCAGCCACCAGAUCGCAAUGCUUGGGAGCAGUAUCUCACAUUGGGACAGAUAUUCAAGGCUUAUGGCCACUUCCAAGAAGCGGCUGUUCAUCUUCGACAUGCUCUGGAGUUGAAGUCAGAUCUGCCAGAGGCUGCUGAUGCUCUUAAGGAAGUCGAAUCGUUGCCCACUGCUAGUAUUCAUGUUUAUACACUGCUCAUUAUUGUAUGCCUGGUGCUGGGGGUUCUUCUGGUCGUCCUCAGCACCAUCGACUGCGACGAGAACAUGACCCUCUCGGCUGAUCAACUUCAACGGCCUGUACAACGCCAAUUGAAUCGCGCAUUAACGAUGCGGGGCCUACGUCUCAACGUACCACGCCAUAAACGUUGUUAAUUUUUAGAAACUGACGGUAUAAUAAUCACCCACAUGAUUUCAGAGAAAUGAAAAAAUAAAGAAUACGGAGAACCCGAUGAAUUGUGAUAGACCCGUGCGUUUUGAGCAGCAAUGACUCCCUAUUGAGUAUUUAUUUGUAUGAGCACAGGUGUUAUCGUACUUGUGUGUGCUAAUUCAUGCCAUUUAUUAUAUUGACGGUCAGAAGAUAAUACAGUACAAUAGAAUGUGAUAGUAA